Messenger RNA from Lethenteron reissneri (Far Eastern brook lamprey), 1995 nucleotides. Its product is annotated as mpv17-like protein 2. The record is from RefSeq and is a predicted model, not a curated record. Gene Ontology annotation, biological process: mitochondrial ribosome assembly. NCBI's taxonomy places the organism in Eukaryota, Metazoa, Chordata, Hyperoartia, Petromyzontiformes, Petromyzontidae. Gene Ontology annotation, cellular component: membrane; cytoplasm; mitochondrion.
GCCCCACAGCCCCCCACCACCACCACCCAGCCCCCCUCCACCACCACCCAGCCCACCACCACCACCACCCAGCCCCCCACCACAACCACCCAGCCCCCCACCACCACCACCCAGCCCCCCACCACCACCACCCAGCCCCCCACCACCACCACCCAGCCCACCACCACCACCCAGCCCACCACCACCACCCAGCCCACCACCACCACCGCCCCCCCAUGCUGCGUCAGCUGGGGUCUCUGGUCCCGCGGCUACUGCGGGGCCGCGGGUUCCUGGUGGCGAACACUGCGAGCUGCGGGGCUCUGAUGGCCACGGGAGACGCGGUGCAGCAGUGGAGGGAGACGCGCGCAGGGAGACGCGAGCGCAGGGACUGGGUGCGAACCGCGCGCAUGUUCUCCGUGGGCAUCGUGAUGGGACCCAUCCUCCACCUGUGGUACGUCUACCUCGACAAGUUCCUGCCGGAGAGGACGAGGAAAGUGGUCGCCAAGAAGAUCCUCGCCGACCAGCUCAUCGCCUCGCCGCCGUUAGCGGCUCUCUUCUUUUUCGGAAUGGGAGCUCUGGAGGGCCAGAGCGUUAAACAUUCCGCCCACGAGUUCGCAGACAAGUUUUGGGAGAUGUAUAUGAUGGAUUGGACCAUCUGGCCCGCGGCGCAAGCGGUCAACUUUUACGUCCCGUCGUCCUAUCGGGUCAUCUACGUGAACGUGAUCACCCUGGGAUGGGACACAUUCCUUUCCUACCUCAAGCACCGGGACGACAAGACGGACGCGGGCGGAGCGCCGGCCGAGCGAGACGUCGGCGAGCGGAGGGAGGCCGCCUCUGCCGCGUGCGCAGCGACCGAGCUGUGCGUGGAGAGGCCGCCCCUUGCCGAGGCGGCCAUGCCGAGCUUGAAGCGGGAGGUUUAGUCGUCGCUGGGGGGGGCGGCGGGGGGUGGUGCAAAAUCGCCCAUCGGCCCGUAUAUGGAAGGGAAGUGGGCGUGUAGUUGUCCGUAGGGGCGUUUCUCUGCCCGUUUCGUGGCCUUGCGGUUCGUGAAUCGAGGCGUCCGUUGUAUCGAUUCCGCUCGCGGUCAAUCCGCCCCCCUGUUGGCGUUUCGAUCCGUUGGAGGGUUAAUCGCCGCGUCGAAUAAUUCUCAUGCGAGCCACGGAUGCAGUAAUCCCAUUGGUUGGUGCAGCGUCGUGCGGAGUGCUCCACUCUUUUUGUCGAUUGGCCAAAUAUCUCUCUGCAUUCCGUUUUUUUAUCGCACACGACGGCGUGCUUAGGAGGAGAGGCGCUCCAACGAAAACCGGCAUCUUCCCCGGAUCGUUCGCCUUAAUGUCGCAUUCGUGCCAAAAGAACGAUUAUAUGAUGUGGCUUUUAAUUUUUUUUAUUUUUUCUUCAUUCGAAAGCGAAACUCUUCAGGAAUGUAGAUAUAUAUAUUAAUUUAUGUGUACCGAACGGAGACUGCAAAGGAUAACAAUACAAUUGUUAUAUUUUAAAGACACGAAAAAAGAACUAUCAACGGAGAGGUUUCAAAAUAAACCACCCCUGGAACCAUCCGUCACGCCCGAGUCAAUUCUAGAACGUUACAGUGCCAACGCUACAGUGUUUACCGUACAGAACAUUUCUACAGUGCGCCAUGUUGCGGGCGGGAUGUUAACUCCCUCGCCUGGUAUGCACGAGGUCGUGAGUUCGAGCCCCGACCCUCACGAUGUCUGCGUAUUUGGAGUUUGCAACGUUCUUACCGUGAUCGUGUGGAUUUUUGUCGGGGGCCCCUCCGUUUUUUUUUUUUUACCCUCUGCAUUCAGAAUCAGACACGCAUUUCGAGCUAUUUUGCCUGCUGCUGUGAGUUCCCGCGCGAUAAGCCCACUUCGUUGAGCUAUCAUUUGUGGCCAGGUCGCUUCUGAAACACGAGCUACAGAGCUCACGUGGGAAAAUCGUGAGUCGCCGUGCGGGUGGUGGCUAUGCCCACGAGGCUGCCCCUCUGAUAUUCUUAGGUUUUUUCGGUAAAGUCACGUAGGUAAA